Messenger RNA from Schistosoma intercalatum, 2112 nucleotides. The record is from the annotation of a GenBank genome assembly. Lineage: Eukaryota; Metazoa; Platyhelminthes; Trematoda; Strigeidida; Schistosomatidae.
AUGGAAGUUAAUAAACAAGUCAAAUCACGAUCAACCAUUAAAUAUCCACUUGUAAUAAAUCCUGAAAAAGAUGCAGAAAGAAUCAAUAAAUCUAUCAAACUUAUGAAUCCUGAUGAAGAUGUUAUUAAUGAAAUACUUGGUCACAGAAGUCUUCAGCAACGUUUAGCCAUACAAGAAAUAUAUAAACGUUUAUAUGAUAAGGAAAUCACUGAACAUAUUGGUUCUGUAUUAAUUGGCAGUUAUGAUAGUUUAAUUAAAACUUUAUUUAGAAAUCCAAUGGAAAUAUUAGCUAAUGAUUUAUAUAAAGGAAUCAAAAAUCUUGGAUCAAAUUAUCAAAUUAUGACUGAUAUUAUUUGUUGUUGUAAUAAUACUGAAAUUUAUUUACUGAAAAAAGCUUAUGAGAAAGUUUUAAUGAAGGAAGAUCCAAAAGGCUAUAGACAGAGGUCAUUACACAUUGAUAUUAUGAAAGAAUCUAAAGGCUCAUAUAAAUUACUUAUGGAACAAUUAUUAAAAGGUGAAAGAUGUGAAGAUAAUACAACUAAAACUGCUGAUUCGACGUCUACAGUUCAUGGAGGUGUUGAUCAAAAAUUAGUUGAUGAUGAUGUAACAGAAUUGUAUGAAGCAGGAGAAGGACAAAUUGGCAAAGGGGAUCCUUCUAUUUAUAUAUCGAUUCUGUCAAAACGUAGUAAAUAUCAUAUCAGAGAAAUAUGUAAAGCAUAUCAAAAAAAAUAUGGUUGUCUCCUAGUUGAAUCAAUAUCAAGAAAAUUCUCAAACCCUCUUCGUAAUGCAUUAAAUACUAUCAUAAUGGCACUAGUCGAUCUACGUCUAUUAUUGACCUGUCAACUUUACUGUAGUAUGGAAGGUUUAGGAUCAAAUGAUGAUACAAUUAUUAGAAUAAUUUGUCUUCGAUGUGAGAUUGAUUUACAAGAUAUUAAAAACAUAUAUGAGAAAUAUUUUUAUAAACCAUUAGCUAAAGCAUUACAAUCAGAAACACAUGGUGGUUUUAGAAAAUUAUUAUUAAUUCUAUUAGAUUAUGUCAUUUAUUUGAUUAUAUAUAUUAAAACAAAAUCAUACAUUGAACUAAUAAGAAUGAUAAGUCAUCAAACUGGACCAAGUAUUACAUUUCCUGAUCGUAUUAGCGCUGAAAAUGAUGCAGAACAAUUACAUAACGCUUGUAAAUUACUGUCUACGGAUGAAGAAACCAUCACUAAAAUUCUAGGACAUAGAAAUUUACAACAACGUUAUCAAAUAAGAGAAACUUUUCAUAGGCGAUAUAAAAAGGAUUUAGUUCAUGUAUUAUGUAAUGCAACAAAAGGUGAUUAUGAAAGUCUUAUUAAAACUUUAUUUCGUGGAAAUAUACAAAUAUUAGCCCAUGAUUUAUAUAAAGGCUUAAAGAAACCAGAUAUUGUCAAUGAGAUCAUCUGUUGUUGUAAUAAUAAUGAAAUUAUUAUGUUGAAAAAAGCAUAUCAAGAAGUGCUUCAGGAAGAAGAGCCAAAAAAAGCUUCACAGCGUACACUCGAAACUGAUAUAAUCAAAGAAACAAAACCACCAUAUGAACAAUUAUUAGUAGCAUUAUUACAAGGAAAACGUGAUGAAGAUCCAUUGGAAUUAGUAGAAGAAGCUGUAAGAACUAGAAGUACAUCAAGAUUAAUUAAUCGAAGUCAAGUUGAAAAAGAUGUUGAAGAUUUAUAUUAUGCUGGAGAAAAACGUGCAGGUAAAGGUGAUUCUGAAACAUUCAUUAAAAUUCUAACAAAACGAAGUAAAUAUCAUGUAAAAGAAAUAUGGGAUUUAUAUUUAUCAAAAUAUCAUAGUACAAUAGUUGAAGUUAUAUCGAAAAAAUUCUCUGAGCCAUUUAGAUCAGGGUUAAAUACAAUGAUUAUGGCAUUGAUAGAUUUACGUUUGUUAUUAGUCUGUCAAUUAUAUGAUAGUAUGUAUGGACUUGGAACACGAGAGGAUACACUGAUACGAAUUACCUGUUUACGAUGUGAGAUUGAUAUGAAUACACUGAAAUCAAUGUAUCGUGAAUAUUUUGGUAAACCAUUAAUUGAAGCAGUACGAGAAGAUACAUCGGGAGAUUUUCGCAAGUUACUCUUGGCAUUAUUGGGAGAAUAA